AUGGCCCCGCAAGCACCAUCAGAGCCUAAGUUUGAGCCUUGUGCGGCAACGGCGUCACUGUUUCUAUAUACACAGGAUACCACCAUUCUGUGCCUUCACCAUGACACACUUGCUGUUGAACGACGGUUCACUAGCCACCAGGAAAAUAUUGAAUUUAUAUCAGUGGAUAAUGUGAGCGAGCGUGGUGCGGGUCGACUGGUGGUCAGCUACGAUGUAGGCCAGACAGCAAUUGUAUGGGAUAUUUUCACCGGCACAGAAAUCGCAAGAUUUGCGUCCUUCGAGCACCUGCGAGUUGCAUCAUGGAUGCGCAACGGGAAUGUCGCAUUUGGUAUGAGAAAGAACAUGGCCUGUGUACCUGAUAUGAUUGCUUACGUUUUUCCUACUUUAGGUAAUGGCAAAGGUGAAGUUAUUCUAUUCGAGCCUUCCACCUCGGAACAUAUUUCCGCGCGAACCAUCUUUGAUCCCAUCACUUCUCUUGCCCCGGCUAUGGACUGUCGGACCUAUGCGAUUGGUUAUCAAAAUGGAUCGAUUCUUAUUGCAACCCUCCUUCCUCAAUUCACUAUCCUCCAUACCUUGACUACUUCUCGCGGACCUUCACCAAUUAUCUCACUCGCCUGGCAUGCCUCCUCAUCGAAACAGAAAUCAGACAUGUUGGCAACACAAGCUUCAAAUGGAGAUUUGAGAGUCUGGAGUGUAUCAAAGCCGCCAGGGAAAGAAGCUCCCAGAGUGAUUCGUGUUUUAAAACGAUCUGAUUCUACCUCGGCGGAUCCGAAGUGGAUGGGGUGGUCCAAGAAUGGAAAGAUUGUGCAAUAUCUUGAAGGAGAAACUUGGGCUUGGGAUGUUCGAACAAAGCAUGUAACUUACGAACCCAUACCUACAUUAGAAGGAGUGCGAGGGCUGGCAAACCAUGGUGCCACUGCGACUCUAUUCACCAUUGGCCCGAAUAACACAGUCCAGCAGUACGAUGUUGACAACCCAGCAAUGGUGGCCAACGUGCAACAUGUUCCAGUCAUUCCUCGUUCGGUCACAUCCGAGAGCCAAAGAUCAAAGACUAUGUCUCCACGGCGCCUACAGGAUCCCCCAGAGCUUCGAGAGCCACCAACUGUUCGACGAACACCUUUUGAUUCAAACGGACUCGAUAACCUGAGGCAGCAAAGGGCAGAUCUGAUUAGCCCAGCCUCGUCAAGAAGCAGAACGGAAUCUGUUAGCUCUAAGGCUUCAUCUGGGAAGUAUAGAGCUGAUGCGUUCUCGCCACCCAGUCGAUCUGGACAGACGUCAACAACAUUUUCAAUGACAUCGGCUGGCCGCGAUACACCACAGCCUUCAGCCGGUUUCCCGUAUGCCUCGUCGGUAUCGAUGUCUUCGGUCAAGAGUUCUCGGGCUGGGUCCCGAUUACGGAAUGAAGUGCAGAUGAGCCCUGCUGAGAGGAAUAUUGUUGAUCUUUUUCCGUUCAUGCGAGCACGUUUGAACGAUGUGCCGUACAAAGCGCAACCGCCUUUUGACGAAAACCAUCUGACCCCGGACGAUCUGCGGCAACAAAUGCUUAGCGUAGUUUUUGGCUGGGAAGGGGAUAUUUCAGAUUUGAUCAGAGAUGAGUGGAGUCGCCAUGCACCAGGAAGUCAGAGUGCAAUUCUUCUGGCACAAUGGCUGGGAGAGACUGACACAGAUCAAAUGGCUGAAAUGAUCAGCGCCGGACCAACGACUACUUCGGACUGGAUGCUUUUGGCUUUGAGCCAAAUGAGUGGACAGGCACAGGCAAACAAAGUUGGACAGAGCUUCGUGCAAAAGCUACUGGAAAUUGGAGAUAUUCAUACUGCAGCUUCCAUUCUCCUUGGUCUGGGAGACAGCAAUGAUGCCAUCGAGGUCUACGUAUCGCGCAAUCACUUCAUGGAGGCCAUUCUCAUGACAUGUCUUCUAAUGCCAUCAGACUGGCAACGCCAAUCAUAUCUCGUGAGACGAUGGGGAGAGUAUGUGGUCUCCCAUUCCCAGCAACAACUUGCUAUUCGCUGUUUUAUGUGCACCGGUGCCGAGCCUACUGAGCCGUGGACUUCGCCAGCUGCUCAGCAGGCGGCUUCUUUCGCCGAGAUAAUUCGAGGAAAAUCGCCAUUAGCCUCGCCUGAUCCUAUACAGUCUAUGCAAUCCAUGCAGCCAAGUGCUCCUCCAUCUAGACCGAAAUCAGCAUCUAACCAACGAGCUGCUGGCAAGACUCCUGCGUUAAAACUCAUAACAUCUUUCGACGCGCAGCCGGGCAACAAUCGGUUCCGAUUCCCUGGAUUGAAAUCCGAUGACCGAACACCCACAAACGCGCCUGGUGUUACACCUAUCGCCGAGUCUGCUGUAGCUGACUCGGCUUUGUCUCCAGGUGGAUUAGGUUCUUGGAAGCUCAACAACAUACAGAGUCUGAACCAAGCAAUUGGAUCCCGGACUAACACGCCUGCAUUCAACCGACGCCGUCUUCCUUCCAUUGGCGAGACCCCUGUAGAUGUGCAUCCCCCAACGUUCUCCCGGGCUCGUUCCUACAAUACUGGCAGUGCCUAUGGCUCGACUUCAGAGGCCGAAGAGGCCAGCGGCCAGGAGCAGAGUCAAGACGAAUCCGGUGAUGGAUUGUUACUCUCGGCAACGAAAUACACUCCAGGCCAGGAUUCGAUAAAGCCAAGCCCCCAGACUGCUGUUCAAGGCUCAGAUAAGUUUGCAUCCAUCAAGGGCCUCCCAUCGCCAGCAGCUGGAUUCUUCGAAGCUCUCAAGGACCACUCUGAUAUCCGAAAUGGCUCCCGUGAUAGAAAGCCAGCCGGGCUUGAGAUUGAACUCAUUCAUGCAGAGGAAGUCGCCAGCCCACGCAACCAUUCUGGCUUGCUUCACAGUGCAAAGAGUACCUCAACAGUGCAUAGUUACAAUUCUGCCAAGAGUCCGAGUGUGAGCAGCCACAGCAUCGACCAGUAUAUCAGCAGUCUGGACGAGGCCAACUACCACGCAAAGGGUCACCGCAGUCAGCGCUCUGGACGAGCAAGAAGAAAUACCGAUGACACUGGUGGCCCAAACCUGCGUGAGGCAUCCCAGGAGACUCGUGGCCGCAACGAACGCCGAUACAUUCAGCCUGCGAAACGAUCGCCUUCAUCCCCAGUUCCCAUGUCGCCUGAUGAGCUCGCACGUUACCACAUCGGGGAAACAGAAAAACGAGACGAAACACGAAAGAAGUCCCAUUCACGUGCCCGAAGCAGCAGCAGGAUGAGAAAGGCAGGAUCACGCAAUCGCCAGCGUUCUUCCAGUCGACACACUGCAAGCCGCGUCGCCCUAGAAAGAUUGGAUCCCUCAUCCAGGGGUCGUAGUACUGACCGUCAAGGCUCUGCUGCUCGGUCGCCAUCUUCGCCUUUGCCAAUGUCCUUGCCAAUGACUCUGCCUAGUCAGGAAUCUUCUCAACAUGAUGGCGUAGACGAUCCCCUCCGGAUUGUUGUUGGGAACCGGGAGCGACUACGCUCACACCACCGAAGCGCAAGCCGUCGUCGUGGGGAAAAGGGAACUAACUCGAGACGGGAACCCUCCCCUGAGUCCAAGCACAAGGUGUCCCACAGCGUGCCCGAAGUUCGGCAACCCGUUGAGAUUGAGUUCCUGCCUCAGCCUGAGGGCUUCGAGCAAUUGAGCAGUAAAGCUUUUGGACAAGAGCAGACUUUGAGUACUCAAGCCUUUGGGCAGGAGGAGACUUUGAGCCCUCUCGUGUUUGGACAAGAGAGUACUUUGAGUGCUCAACCUUUUGGACAGGAGCACACUCUUAGCGCCCAAGCUUUUGGACAAGAGAUGAACAACGAAACACCAAGACAUGAUGUUUUGGGCAAUCAGAUUUAUGGACAAGGAGUUCAGACAUUUGGACAAGAAGACACCUUGAGCAGCAAAGCCUUUGGGCAAGAAGACGUUCUGAGCAGUAAGAUGUUUGGGCAAGACGUCUUCGCCCAUGGACGCAGUCAAAGUAGGCCCGUUUCGGCUGCUAAUGACAUUCAUGAGCAAGUAUCUCCAACAACGCCAUUUGUCACCUUGGCUGAGAAAAAGAGGAGAGAGUUAGCCGCUGCCGAACUGGAAGCCCGUAGGCUUUCUCUAGCACGCAAUCCUUCUGCACCUAAUAUCCCCUUCCCAGGAGAAUUGCAAUCUGCUCGAUCGCCCAUGGAAAGCCCCCCUCCCUUCCAUGGGAACUCUUAUUUCCCGCGAGUCCCGUCACGAAAUCAAAUUCCCCCAGCCAAAAGAUCGCCUGAAUAUGGCAGCAGCUCCGACUCAAGCUCAUCAGGUUCAAGGCAACCCGUGGGACUGCCAGCGACGCCUCGAGCCAUGAGGCACCCCAAGUAUGGCGGCGGCCGAGAAGACCGACCACCUUCUGUUCCCCCCAUCUCAAGCGAUCACUAUGGUUCCCAGGCUCUAAGUGAUAACCGGUACCACAGCGAAGCGGCUGAGAGGAUCGGACGGUCCAUGUCAGUCCCCAUGCCAGAAAACAAGGCAUCCAAAUACAUGAACCCACCCCCAGUGCCAUCUGAACUACCAAUGCAUCCACACUUCAACCCCAAUCUUCCCCGGAGCCGCUCCAGCAGCCGUGCUCGCAACAUGGGCCACCGUCGUACCAGCUCAGGAGGCUACGUCUCCGGUACCUCGCCCCAAGUUACCGUGAGCAUUGAGGAGACAAUUGAGAACGCAAUGCAGAGAAGGCCAGCGCCGCAAGACAUGAUUCCUCCACCUCCUCCUCCAAUUCUCCCCGAGCUACAGCACCUCAAUACCCCUCCGCCUCCACCACCGUUCCCAAUUACCGUGGAUCCCACCUCACCCCGACAGUCCUCAGCCACUAUCGACGUUGCGAUCGAGAACGAAGAUAUGGGUCGCAUGAUUCCUCGAGCGAUGACUGCCGCCCCAACCAUCCAUGUCGAUGUCGGUGACUCCAAGUCCAGCAAACGUACCUCCUACGAGCAUCGCCGCAACCGCAGCUCGAACGAGAGCUUCGCAACCAAAUUACGCAGUCUUACGCGUAUUCGAGGUACUAGCCGCAGUGUUGAGCCAUGGGGCACAGCAACCGAAUGGGGAUCCAACGCUCUUGAGAAUGACAUGCCGUAUGAACUGCUGCACUCGAGGGCUUAUACACCCGGACCAGGCUACGGGGUCUAA
Penicillium pulvis is the source of this 5136-nucleotide messenger RNA. RefSeq lists its product as uncharacterized. Gene Ontology annotation, molecular function: transcription factor binding. NCBI's taxonomy places the organism in Eukaryota, Fungi, Ascomycota, Eurotiomycetes, Eurotiales, Aspergillaceae. Gene Ontology annotation, cellular component: nucleus. The record is from RefSeq and is a predicted model, not a curated record. Bases 1 to 5136 code for a protein of 1711 amino acids. Gene Ontology annotation, biological process: positive regulation of transcription by RNA polymerase II. The transcript has 3 exons.